UGUAUCAUUUACUAUUUGUAUUUAUAAAAUUCACAUUCACAAUACUACUAGAUUAUUGUUUGUGUUUCCGUGCUGACAAAUGUGUUUAUGUCUAUUAGAUAUUACAGUUAAAUUUCACCAUGGUCGUGAAAAGUGAAGAAUCGGAGGGACUCACAAAAAAGUUACGUUUUAAACCUGUGUCCAAUGUUCAACAAUUUACUAGCGAUAAUAACUUUGAAGCUAAAGGCGCGAAAGAAGUAAAGAGCAAAGAUGGUCGAAAAUCAGCUUCUUUAUUUGCUUUUCUACAUGUUGAGUUGACGAGGGGCUAUAUGCUAGAGCAUGACGAGGAGCGGUUUUCGGCGCGGCGCGAGAAAGUCUACUCGUUUAUCAAAAUCCCUCAGGAACUGGAGAAGUUCAUGGCUUAUGGUUUCUUCCAGUGUGCAGAUUCCUUGCUGUUUGUGUACACUUUUCUUCCAUUAAGGUUUAUUAUGGCGUUUUGGUCAUUCUUUAGCAGAUUGUUUAGGAAAUGUUUUGGAUUCCAUCAUCAUCCUUGGAAGAGUAUCUUAAAGCCUGCAGAGACAUGUGAUGUACUAAAAGGAUUCAUUCUACUGAUCUGUAGUAUUUUAAUGUGCUAUAUAGACACAAACAUGAUGUACCAUUUAGUAAAAAGUCAAAGUGUGAUGAAGCUGUAUAUAUUUUUCAACAUGCUGGAAGUUGGCGACCGGUUGUUUUCAGCCUUUGGACAGGAUACAAUAGAUGCUCUGUUUUGGACCGCCACGGAGCCGAGAGACAGAAGAAGAGAACAUUUGGGGGUCAUCCCCCAUUUGCUGUUUGCCAUGAUUUAUGUGUUCCUCCACAGCUUGUUGGUGUUGUUCCAAGCGACAACACUCAACGUAGCGUUCAACUCCAACAACAAAAGCCUGCUCAUCAUUAUGAUGACUAAUAACUUUGUCGAGCUAAAAGGCAGCGUGUUCAAGAAGUUCGACAAGAACAACCUGUUCCAAGUGUCGUGCAGCGACGUGCGCGAGCGGCUGCACCUGUCCGUGCUGCUCUUCAUCGUGGUGCUGCAGACCAUGAAGGAGUACACCUGGCGGGAGGAGCGCUUCUGGAUCCUGGCGCCUGACUGCGUACUAGUGUUGACCUUUGAGGUCAUCAUCGACUGGGUCAAGCACGCUUUCAUCACUAGGUUCAACGAGAUUCCGUUCGGCGUGUACCGCGAGUACACGGUCAGCCUGGCGUACGACGUGGCGCAGACGCGGCAGAAGUACGCGUUCAGCGACCACUCCGACCUGGUGGCGCGCAGGAUGGGCUUCAUACCGCUACCACUGGGGGUGGUCAUCACUAGGGUGCUGGUGCACGCUGUUAAAGUAGACGGAUUUGCGGCGGUAUUCCUGAUACUAAUAGCGUAUUUGUCCCUGAUAUCCAUAAGGGUGCUCGUGUCCAUUGUAAUUUUGGGGAAGGCGUGUGAUCUGAUCUCGCAGCAUCAGACGGAUAAGAAUGACAGCCAUCACGCGACGCCUAAAAAAGAACAAAAAGACUUGAUUCCGAAAGAAACUCCGUGCACGUACAAUUUCAAAACUCCUGAGAAGGAAGCGCCGCCCGCCAAGAAAACUGUUCAACUGAAGUUUGAAGAACCUGAGGAAGUUAUUAAGACUGAGGCGCUCGUGGACGUGUCAGUGGGGGCGGCGGCCAUCUUCUCCAACAGCGCGAUCGACAUCAACGGCGUGUGCUACCUUAACGACAAGAUGAGCCCGCAGCCCAAGCAGGAACCAAGCGACUUGCUCGACCCUGACUUGGGCGACAUGAGCCGCUCGGCGCCGGACGUGGCGGCGGCGGCGGCGCCGGCGCGCGCGCGCACGCCGGACGCCGAGCGCGCGCCGCGCCGCUCCGAGUCCGAGCCCAACCUCGCCACCGUCGACGACGACGAGCCCAAUUAGCGGUAGCGGUACAUGCUUCCUUUGUUUUAACUCGAGCCCAUUUCUCGAAGGGUGAAUCCGCGUAAAUGUAACGCGAGUCACGACUACAGUGUUUAUCAGCAGUUCCCAAAAAGUUUGUGCAUAGCCACGUUAGCAAAUUUUAAUUGAUCCUAUUUUGUUACCAAAAUUUAGUGAUAUAAGUCGACAAAACUUACUAAAAUCUCAAUUCAUGAAAUAAAUCUUGGUAACAAAAAAGGAAUAAAAAAAAACAAAUUUAACUUUUUCCUUAAUUUUUGUACAAACUUUUCGAGAACUGCUGUUAUUUGAACUACAGCAGCAAAUGAAAGGAUCUAUGCAUGUAUCGGGAAAGUGACACUUAUUUAGGACCACUUGCAUCAACCAAAUUUGACAGACAUAUCAUCGUCACGCAGCAGACGACUAUGGAAUUUCCCAUGCAAUAAAAUGUAACGAACGCUGUAACGGUGACAGACGGUUUGAUGCGACAGGCCCUUAGAGAUAGAUUGUCACUGGAACUUGCAUCGUGAAUAAAUGGAACAUGUCAUAAAAUCGUGACUCACGUUACUCUUGCCGCGGAUUGACCCAAGAUAUUAGUCUAAUAAUAUUAGUGUAUUGCCGUGGCAACCCAUGCGGUUUGACAGUUCGGGGAAGUAUUAGUCAAAUAUCGUGCGAGAAAUGGGCUCCUGCUGGUGUACUUGAGCGUUCUCUAGUUGAGCAUAUUCGCGACAGAAUAAUGUAGAGUCGGACAAAGAUAAGUUGGCAAACAUUUUAAUGGCACAGACAGCGCAAGUCUAAAUCUCAAUCUUUUAUGAAAUUACUAGCUUUGUCCCGCGGCUUCGCUCGCGUUUGAAAGAGACAAAAGUAACCUAUGUCACUAUCCAUCCUUUCAACUAUCUCCACUUAACAAAUCACGUCAAUUCGUCGCUCAUUUUUGCCGUGAAAGACGGACAGACAAACAGCCCCACAGCACUCUUUCCCAUUUAUAAUACUAGUAUGGAUGAUUAUUACGUUUACUUAACGCUUCCACAGCCGAGUACUCAAAAUCAGCUGCCAUCUAAGCCAAAUUUCGCUCUAUACCUGCAUAUAGUUCAUACUCGUGCACGCUACCGGCGGCCGGUCGGCGGUUCCAUUGUAAUCUCCACACCAGCGAAAGUUUGGAAACACCCUUAAAAACUGCAAAUGCUGGAGUGAAUGCUCAAGUCUAUUAGCACCCUUUAGAUGCCAGAAUGCCUUGCUGAAUACAGCUGUUAAACACUGAAUUAUAGAAUUCCUACCGCGAACUACGUUCGACGUGUUUCCUCUCUAUCGCACUUUUUGUAAGAUCAUACGUAAGUGUGACAAGGAGGCACGUCAAAAUUAGCUCGCAGGAAGCCCACUGAUUGCCACUGUCCAGUCAGUCAAUUAUAGUUGAUGUAAUUGACCCCAGUCUAUUUUAAAAUAGCCAAGUACGUUUACAUUAGAAACUGGAAAGUUACAGACAAAGAUUCAUUAACCUAAGUUUUGAAUGGUAUCUAUGUCAGAAUUCAUAGUGCAUUCAGCAAAGUAUUCUAACCAUAUGUGGCUGGCCUAAGGCUUUAAUAAAUUUCUUUUGACUAAGGCAGUGUCUAUGAGACUUUCUACCACACAAAUCAAUACUUUUUUUGUUUAGAUAUCAGGAUAAUAAUUACCGUGUUAAUGCCAGUAAUAAAGAAAUCUAUUAAAGCUA
Molecule: messenger RNA, 3618 nt
Organism: Leguminivora glycinivorella
Lineage: Eukaryota; Metazoa; Arthropoda; Insecta; Lepidoptera; Tortricidae
Product: protein TAPT1 homolog
Exons: 10
Coding region: 120-1916 (598 amino acids)
Biological process (GO): positive regulation of cilium assembly; maintenance of protein localization in endoplasmic reticulum
Cellular component (GO): endoplasmic reticulum membrane; ciliary basal body
Source: RefSeq, a predicted model, not a curated record